Ochotona princeps (American pika) is the source of this 1173-nucleotide messenger RNA. RefSeq names its product F-box protein 2 (gene FBXO2). The transcript is spliced from 6 exons. Gene Ontology annotation, molecular function: protein binding; ubiquitin protein ligase activity. Gene Ontology annotation, biological process: SCF-dependent proteasomal ubiquitin-dependent protein catabolic process; glycoprotein catabolic process. Gene Ontology annotation, cellular component: SCF ubiquitin ligase complex; cytoplasm. Lineage: Eukaryota; Metazoa; Chordata; Mammalia; Lagomorpha; Ochotonidae. The record is from RefSeq and is a predicted model, not a curated record. The coding region runs from base 135 to 1076 and encodes 313 amino acids.
GGGGCGGGGACCUUUAAGAGGCGCGGCCGCUGGGAGCGACUCAGACGCGCGCAGCGCCGGGACUCGCCGCCGCGGGACUCGGGCAGACCGCAGCGCUCCGGCUCCUCCCCCUCUCACGAUCGCCCUCCGCAGCGAUGGACGGAGACGGUGACCCAGCCUGCCCCACCCCGCCGGCAGAGAGCGUGGGCCAACCCGAGGAGGCAAGCCCGGAGGAGCAGCCGGAGGAGGCGGGCGCGGAGGCGGCAGCCGAAGAGGAGCAGCCGGAGGAGGAGGCAGCGGAGACGGUAGAGGAGGAGGAGGAACAGGGGGAGGAGGCGGCGUACUUGGCCGAGCUGCCGGAGCCGCUGCUGCUGCGGGUGUUGGCGGCUCUGCCUGCCUCGGAGCUGGUGCAGGCCUGCCGCCUGGUGUGCCUUCGCUGGAAGGAGUUGGUGGACGGCGCCCCGCUGUGGCUGCUCAAAUGCCAGCAAGAGGGGCUGGUACCCGAGGGCGGCGCGGACGAGGAGCGCGACCACUGGCAGCAGUUCUACUUCCUGAGCAAGCGACGGCGCAACUUGCUGCGCAACCCGUGCGGCGAGGAGGACCUGGAGGGUUGGUGCGACGUGGAGCACGGCGGGGACGGCUGGAGGGUGGAGGACCUGCCUGGUGACAGCGGGGUGGACUUCACACACGAUGAGAGCGUCAAGAAGUAUUUCGCCUCCUCCUUCGAGUGGUGUCGCAAGGCGCAGGUCGUGGACCUGCAGGCCGAGGGCUACUGGGAGGAGCUGCUGGACACGACCCAGCCCGCCAUCGUGGUGAAGGACUGGUACUCGGGCCGCAGCGACGCGGGUUGCCUGUACGAGCUCACAGUGACGCUGCUGUCGGAGCAUGAAGACGUGCUGGCCGAGUUCCACAGCGGCCAGGUGGCAGUGCCCCCGGACAGUGAGGACGCAGGCUGGGUGGAGAUCUCGCACACCUUCACCGACUACGGUCCUGGCGUCCGCUUCGUCCGAUUCGAGCACGGUGGCCAGGACUCGGUCUACUGGAAAGGCUGGUUCGGGGCCCGGGUGACCAACAGCAGCGUGUGGGUGGAGCCCUGAGGGUCCCCUUGUCUCGCCUACCGGGCCAGACCCGCUCUGCCUUAGUAGCAUCCUCGCAUUCCGUGCCCCGCACCCUCCUCCCCCUUUCCUCCUCCCC